AAUGGAUAUCAAACACAUUGAUGGUGAGGAAAGCGCUAAAUAAAUGGCGUAUGUGUAUUGAUUUUUGCAAUCUAAAUUUAGCUUGCCCAAAGGACCACUACCCCCUACCGAGAAUCGACCAGCUGGUCGACUCCAUAGCUGGCUGUCAAUUGCUAAGUAUGAUGGACGCGUCCCAGGGAUACCACCAAAUUCCCUUGGCUCCUGAAGAUCAAAGCAAAGUUAGCUUCGUGACGAGCAAAGGGACAUAUUGUUAUGUCGUUAUGCCUUUCGGGCUUAAGAACGCAGGGGCAACAUACCAAAGGUUGAUGGAUCGAAUGUUCAAAUCGCAGAUCGGGCAAAAUAUGGAAGCUUACGUGGACGGUAUCUUGGUGAAAAGUAGGUCCUCGAUCUCGCAUGUAGAGGACUUAAGGGAAACGUUUACGACACUAAGAACAUUUGGAAUGAAGCUAAAACCGAGUAAAUGUGCCUUUGGAGUGAGGGCAGGACGAUUCCUGGGCUAUAUCGUAACUGAAAGAGGCAUCGAAGCUAAUAAGGAUAAAGUGCAAGCCAUACUCGACAUGGCCCCGCCAAAGAAUGUUAGAGAAGUGCAAGUCCUGACAUGUCGAAUUGCAGGCCUAAGUCGAUUCAUAGCUCGGGCAGCGGAAAGGAGUUUCCCAUUCUUCAAGUUACUCAAGAAAAAAGCUUUUCAGUGGAGUGACGAGGCUCAUAUGGCGUUUGAAAAGUUGAAAGAGUUUUUGAGCGAACUACCGUUGUUAACAAAGCUGGAACCGGGCGACGAAUUGGUGCUCUAUAUCUCGGUGGGUAUCUUUUCUUUGAGUUCUGUAUUACUGCGAGAAGCUGGAGGGGCCCAACAGCCGAUCUAUUAUACAAGUCGAGUACUUGAAGGCGCAGAAGCGAGAUAUUCCGAAGUCGAGAAGGCCGCAUUAACAUUG
This is a messenger RNA of Striga hermonthica, 932 nucleotides long. NCBI's taxonomy places the organism in Eukaryota, Viridiplantae, Streptophyta, Magnoliopsida, Lamiales, Orobanchaceae. The record is from the annotation of a GenBank genome assembly.